GAUGCGACAACAAAGCAAAUCGGAGUAAUCGGCUCACGCCGGCGACAGUUGUCAGACACGAUCAGCGAUCAUUUCGGAUGCCGUCCUGAGAGUUCGGCAGAGAGAAGACCAGCAGACUGGACUCCGCGCUGAUCGCAUCCAUCGCUCCUCUUUUGUGGUCCAGGCCCGCCCACCCUCCAGAGCAGCUGCAAGUUCCCGCCUGCGCACAAUGAGCGACCAGAUUCGGCUGAGCAAUGCGAUGAUAUAGAUAGUGAUAUAUCUGGACAAGUAUGGACUUCCCAGGUCAUUUCCAGCGUAUUUUCCAGCAGCUGAACCAGCAGCGACUCCAUGCUCAGAUGUGUGACUGUGAGGUGGUGGUGGGGGGUCAGAGAUUCCAGGCCCACCGGUCCAUCCUGGCAGCCUGCAGCUCCCAUUUCAAGGCUCUCCUCAGCUCCAAUGAUGAUGCCGAGGGAGGUGAGAAAGGUGGGAGUGUGAUGUCUCUCGACCCUGGUGUGGUGACCCCUGAAGCCUUCUCCACCUUGUUGGACAUGAUUUACAUGUCCACGCUGUCACUCGGCUCCUCCAACGUGAUGGACGUGCUGCUGGCUGCUUCACAUCUGCAUCUGAACUCUGUCGUGAAAGCGUGCAAGCUCCAUCUAUCCAGGAAGAACUUUCCAUCAUCUCCUCCAAAAGGAUGGAGGUCCGGCGGAGAAGACGUAGAGGACAAUGAGGGGGGACCAGAGAUGGAGGUGAGUCAGUCAGGCGGAGCAGAGGAUGAGGAGGUUCAGUGGAUCGGUGAUGGUGGUGAGACUGGCCGAAAGAGAAAACAGCUGGAGCGGUCCAGCAACAGGAAGAGGUCCUGCAGAUCCCCUGGAGGCUGGCGGUGUUCCCCGACUGUGACUGGAAGCACCAUCUGUAUUGAAGAGGAGGAAGAUGAGACACCCUGCUGUUUGAAGACCACGAUCCACAUCAGCGAGGUAGAGGGGAAAUAUCAAGUGACCAAAGGGGAGUCAGACGAGAUCCAACUUCCAAGUAGCAGCAGUUCUGGUGGAAUCUGCGAGAUGAGUGGCGACACCAAAGUGAAGAUAAAGGAGGGAGAUUAUGAGGAGGAGGAGGAGGAGGUAGCUGGGAUCAAAGUGCUGACAGUUGAAGUGAAGAAGGAGAGUCCAGAUCCAGCGACCGACAUCUCUCCUUCAUCCCCGCUGCAGGACUCCAGCCAGCUGCUGGCUGCUCACCUGAGCACUGACACCCUCACUUCAGUGGACAGUUUACAAUCCCAGAUGGGUUCAGAACUUCCUCAGGGGGCAGGAGAUGCAGAAGACGGCGAUGGCCUGGAGAGUCUGUCAGAGCUGGCGUUUUCCUCCUUCCUGAACCCCGGUAAUGACUGUGUGAUGGGGGGUCUGGGAGAGGAGGAGAGCCUGGCAAGUCUCACCGCCGCUGCCACUGCAGCUGCAGCCGCCAGUGAAGCUCCUGGUGAAGCACAGACAGACUCCUCCUCACUAGUCUUGACUCCUGUACCUCUUCAGCAGCUGCUCCCUAGUCAGGGUUCUGGUUUUCAAGGGACUCUAAUCCUGCAGCCUGCACAGAACUCCCUUGGAUUCAUAGGCAAUCUUGGGGUCCAGGUCACCAGAGGAAAGCAGGGGAACAGCAGAGGAGCAUCAGGGGGGAGCAGCGGAACACUCUUCCGUCGCAUUGCUCCGAAAACACAAUCAGAAUCAGAGCCGACCCCAGAAUCUGGCGCAGCAGGAGAGCCAGAUCCUCCCUUCGUCAGAGCCUCGGAGGAGACCGUAGCCAAGUGCAAGAAGGCAGCAGCUGAGGACAAUGUCCUGCUGGUGGAAGGCGAGAAGAAGUAUGCCUGUAAAAUCUGCUCCAAGACCUUUAUGAACUUAACAGACUGCAAGAAACACAUCCGGGUUCACACAGGGGAGAAGCCCUAUCCUUGCCCCAAAUGUGGCAAGCGCUUCAGCCAGUCCUCCCACCUGUACAAACACUCCAAGAACUCCACGUGUCUCAGCUGGAAGUUCGACCAGACCUUCAAGGACCCUUAAUAUUUUUUUGAUAUUGUUAAGCGCAUUCAUUCCUUCAUGUUCUUCUCUUGGCUCACAUGUUUGGGGUCACAGUGGGCUGUCCCGGUUACUUGGGGCAAGUGCUACUCCUUGGACAGACUCACCCAGAGAUCUAAAUAUUAAGUAUAGUUUAAUACUUGUUUUCAAGCCUUUCGAGAGGAUUUCUAUUGUGGAAUGACUGGAAAACACAAUAAAAACUACGAGUGAAGGGGUGAAAAGAUUUUAUUUUAAAAUAUAAGUGCACCAUAACAUUAUUACCUCGUCCAACAUUGUGUUUUUUUUUCUUUCUUUUUGUCAGUUUGCAGUGGUCAGUACCCUCCAGAGGAGGUGCUAUGCGAAGGGCAGUGUGUGAGAACAGAUGACAAACUUCUUUUUUAACUUAUUAUGGAGUGCAUUACAACUGAUUUUUCACAGU
This is a messenger RNA of Synchiropus splendidus (mandarinfish), 2460 nucleotides long. RefSeq names its product zinc finger and BTB domain-containing protein 5-like. The coding region runs from base 270 to 2027 and encodes 585 amino acids. Gene Ontology annotation, cellular component: nucleus. The transcript has a single exon. Gene Ontology annotation, biological process: regulation of transcription by RNA polymerase II. NCBI's taxonomy places the organism in Eukaryota, Metazoa, Chordata, Actinopteri, Syngnathiformes, Callionymidae. Gene Ontology annotation, molecular function: protein binding; RNA polymerase II cis-regulatory region sequence-specific DNA binding; DNA-binding transcription factor activity, RNA polymerase II-specific. The record is from RefSeq and is a predicted model, not a curated record.